Nerophis ophidion (straightnose pipefish) is the source of this 1634-nucleotide messenger RNA. It is a transcript of the gene napgb, whose product is annotated as N-ethylmaleimide-sensitive factor attachment protein, gamma b. Gene Ontology annotation, biological process: intracellular protein transport. Bases 134 to 1066 code for a protein of 310 amino acids. The record is from RefSeq and is a predicted model, not a curated record. Gene Ontology annotation, molecular function: syntaxin binding; soluble NSF attachment protein activity. The transcript has 12 exons. NCBI's taxonomy places the organism in Eukaryota, Metazoa, Chordata, Actinopteri, Syngnathiformes, Syngnathidae. Gene Ontology annotation, cellular component: SNARE complex; vacuolar membrane.
GCUUCCGUAGGCUGCGACACGGAAUGACGUCACAACCGAGCUAAUCCAAAACAUCGACGACACACCAGUAAGAAGAUCCACUUUCCUCCUAAAGCAUCGUCCCUGCGUACAUCAUUUGGACUCGAAUGUCAGCAUGGCUGCUCAGAAGAUAAACGAAGCCCACGAACACAUAGCCAAAGCUGAGAAAUGCUUAAAGACAAGCCUGACUAAAUGGAAGCCGGAUUUUGACAGCGCUGCCUCAGAAUACGCCAAAGCCGCUGUGUGCUUCAAGAACGCCAAGCAGUACGAGCAAGCCAAGGAUGCUUACCUGAAGGAGGCAGAAUAUCACACAGAGAACAAGACGCUUUUCCACGCUGCCAAGGCCAUUGAGCAAGCAGGCAUGAUGAUGAAGGAGCAGAAGAAGAUGCCGGAGGCCAUCCAGUACAUUGAGAAGGCGUGCAUGAUGUACAUGGAGAACGGGACACCCGACACCGCCGCCAUGGCUCUGGACCGCGCUGGAAAACUGAUUGAACCAUUGAACUUGGAGAAAGCAGUGGAUUUGUAUCAAAAAGCUGCCGGCGUGUUUGAGAACGAGGACCGUCUGCGUCAGGCUGUGGAGCUGCUGGGCAAAGCCUCCAGGCUGCUAGUGCGGUUAAGAAGGCUGGAUGAGGCGUCGGUUGCCUUGCAGAAAGAGAAGAACAUGUACAAGGAGAUAGAGAAUUUUCCAAUGUGCUUCAAGAAAACGACAGCUCAGGUGCUGAUUCACCUGCACAGAGGCGACUAUGUGGCAGCAGACAAGUGUGUCAGAGAGAGUUACAGCCUCCCGGGCUACAGCGGCAGCGAGGACAGCGUCGCCAUGGAGACGCUGCUGCAGGGCUAUGACGAGCAGGACGAGGAUCAGGUGUACCGCGUGUGCAACUCACCGCUGCUCAAGUACAUGGACAACGACUAUGCCAAGCUGGCCAUCUCUCUGAGGGUCCCUGGGGGCGGAGCCAAGAAAAAGAAGGCCCCUGCAGCGCCAGCAAACGGCGCCGGCGGGCCCCCUGCUGCGGAGGACGAGGACGAGUACGAGGGAGGGCUCUGUUAGCCACUGUGAGUGUCCCCUGCUUUACCUCAUGUUAAAACCUCAAUCUGUGCAAAAGAAGAUGCUAAAAUACUGUAAAAAAACAAAAACAGUUCCAUUAGGUGUUGCAAGUAAAUAAAUUGUACAUUUUAAUUUGCAUUGUGAUAUCAUUCCUGGUGUACAUUUUUGUCAGUGAGUCUAAAUAUGAAUUGUUGAUAACACAAUCAGUACUGUAUGUAAGAAGAAUAUGUGGACACUGAUUAAUAUUGUUUGAUUUCUUCAGUAUUUUAAUGGCUGGCUGUUGAAGACAAAACUAAUGCAUGAUUUGACACGCUGGACAAGACACUGAUUGUCCUCCUCCAGCUUUAAUGCAAAUAAAAUAUAAUAAACUUACUUCCUGGGCGUCUACCCUGCAGUAUGUUUAGAUGAAUGAAGAUUUAUUGUGCAGUCUGUUCUUGAAUGCAAAGGUAACAACAGGAUUGUUAUGUUUAUGCAUAUUUUUUUAAGUUUCGUUUUUAUUGUGAUCUUGUCCACUUACCCGGAGUAUGUUUGAUGUUUGCACAUGCAUCAAUAAAUACUUAAUUGUGUGGCA